AUACGACUAAUGUUAAAUAUAAGUUUUAGUAGAUGGUGUGGUAAAAAUCGAACAAAAACAAAGUUUUUAAAAUAAAAUGUAAUUAAAAGAAAGAUCCCCAAGUCAAGAGAGGGAGGGGAAAAGCAAAAGAUGUCGUCGGCAUCCGAGGAGGGAUCAUCAUCGGACGAGGAUCAUGAAGUAGAAGAAGUAAAGAAAGAAAUAUGGAAAGGCCACUACUCCUCCGCCCACAAAAUCCUCCUCGUCGGCGAAGGCGACUUCUCCUUCUCUCUCUGCUUGGCCCGAUCUUUCGGAUCCGCUCGGAACAUCGUCGCCACCACCGUCGACACCCACCAGCAACUGGUGAAGAAAUACAGCAACGUUGCUGAGAAUGUUAGGGAGCUUCAGGACAGAGGCUCUGUGGUUCUCUAUGGUGUCGAUGCUACUGCUAUGAGUAACCACUUUUUCAUCACCACGCAGCGCUUUCACCGAAUUGUUUACAACUUUCCUCAUGUUGGCUUUCGCUUCCCGGAAGCUAACGGCUGCCAGAUCAAAUUGAACAAGCAGUUAGUGAAAGGGUUUUUGAAAAAUGCUAAAAUGUUGCUGAAGAAGGAGAAUGGUGAGAUUCAUGUGAGUCAUAAGGUUGGUGAGCCGUACGACAGCUGGAAUUUGGAUAAAAAGGCUGAAAAGAUUGGUUUGGUAUUGUACGAGAGGAGCCCGUUUUUCAAGAAGAUGUAUCCGGGGUAUGCGCCAAAGAGGGCUCAUGGUGCAGCUGCUGAUGAAGCUUUUAAGUUGGGAGAAAGUGCUACUUACAAGUUCAGGCUCGGUUAAUGUGUGUAGGUUCGGUUUCUAAAUGUUAAUACUUUGGAUAAACUUGUGUUGCGCAUUUAUUCAUAUAGACGGUUUACGCUAAGUUGUGUUUAAGUAUGAUAUUACAAGUAUGCGCGAAUGUAGAGUAGUGUAGCUGGAUGCUGCUGAGCUCCAAGAUUAUUAAUAUCAAUCGGUCUUUUAACGAGCUGCAA
Molecule: messenger RNA, 998 nt
Organism: Helianthus annuus (common sunflower)
Lineage: Eukaryota; Viridiplantae; Streptophyta; Magnoliopsida; Asterales; Asteraceae
Exons: 3
Coding region: 130-807 (225 amino acids)
Biological process (GO): rRNA base methylation
Cellular component (GO): cytoplasm
Molecular function (GO): rRNA (uridine-N3-)-methyltransferase activity
Source: RefSeq, a predicted model, not a curated record